UUUCUUACUAAACAAAUCAAAAUUUGGUUUGGUUCGAUCCAAAAUCCCAGGCCUAGACUCUACUAAUUGUGAUUUUGGUUUGGUUCGAUUCAAAAUACAAGAAUUGUCCGUUACAAACUUCAUCAAAGAACCGACCCUUUCAUCAUCUUUUUUCUUUUUAGUUACCUCCCGGCCCUUUCAUCAUUUUAGUGAAACGGUCACAGUUUAUUGGGGAAAGCUGGUGGGAUCUGUGAGACCCAUGACAACUUUAAUAACAAUGCCAAAUGCUAUUAGCUGUAUAGGCAAGUAAUUUUAAAGGUAAUUUGGCUUUUUCUUAGUUGUUAAAGAUGUUUUUUUAAGAUGGUAUUUCAAACAGUUUAAACUACAUAUUCUUUUUUUUUUGGAACUUUUACAUAUUCUUUUACUUUUAAACUAAAAAAACUGCAGAUUCUUGUUGAUAAAGAAACCGAGCGUUUCAUCAUCUUAAAGCAGCAAUAUAAAAAAAAAUUGAUUAUUGGCUUAUGCCUAAAGAAAAUGGAAAAAAAACGUUGACAAACAAAAUAAAAGAAGAAAAGAAAUACGUUACGUAACACUAUAGGUCGACAACAAUAUAAAAAUGAAACAUAUAAAUAUAAAUAAAUUUAGCUUCAUAAAAAUACAAAAUAUAAAUUUAGCUGCAACUGACUAAAAAAUUAUAUCUUUCAAUAAAACAAAUUCUGGCAAAGCCACACGAAAUUUAUUUGACACAUAGUAAAUUAAUUUUUAUUAAUAGAUGUACUUAACUUUUCAGAAAAAGUCUAUUUAAACUAAUAUGUUCAGUAAAAAAAUCUUUGUACAGUUCUUUUCGUUUUGUAGAGAGUGGAGUUGUUUGACAUGAACACACAAAUUUGAAGCGGUGAAGAUUGUCUUAUUAUGAAGAGUGUGGCAGUACAACAUUUUAAGUGAUGUCUAUGAGUGACACAGCUUCAAGGUGCAUGGAGAUGCAUUUGUAUUCUCUAGUGUUUAUUGGUUUUGGUAGUUUUUGGAGAAGGAAUAUAUGUAUCAUCUAAAUUGUCUUCUACUUAAUAUAUGAUUUUGGAUGUAUAGAAACGGACAUUACCAUCUUAGCGUAACCGUUUUCUUUAGUCUACACGAUUCCAUCCUCGAGCAUAUCGGUUUGGUCUUUUGUGAUAGGUCGUGUUCUCUGUGUGCCAAAUGCCAUUUGCCUAUUGCAUGCCAAAGACCAAAAACAUGCAAUUUCGGUUUGUAACUGCAAAACAAAAACCUUCUGUAACUGAAAUAGAACUUUACUUUUUAAAACACAUUGUUAUUUUUUUAAUUUUAAUACAUUUGUUUUAGUUUUAUCCUUCACAUAAUUUAUUGAUUAUGCUUUUAAACAUAGAAGAUUCCAGCAUUUCAUUUUGAAAGGACAUGCAAGCCAAUUCGCCUACAUUUCUCCUAACAAAACGAUAAUAAAAAGAUUUUAUAUAUUACUUUUGGAGGAAGUAUAAUUGGAUAAUGUAUGUGUAAGUCACUUUGGGUAUCUAAAUAUGAUGGAAUGUCUUGACUUCUUCCUUCAAUUAACACUACAACUAGUAAGUCAUGUACAAGUCCUUUUUUGAUCCACUUUGUCACUUUACUAGAAAGCAUCUUCUUUGUUGAUGCUUAGAGAUGAACUACACAAGAUAGUAUGUAAUGUCGGAUUUGCUAUAUGGAUAGCGCUUUUAAAGGAAAGUGACAUUAUUGAGUGGAUUUUAUAACCCUAAAUAUAGAAGCUGGUCCACAAUCUGUCUUUCCUGUUGACGUCUAAUCCAUCAGUGAUGUAAGAUUUUGGUUGGAAAGAAAUGUGUAAGCGACAUCGAUAGACAUUAGCUUUUAAACUAGUGAGUUCCAUUGUCUCUAGUGAAUAAUGAUAAGAAAACAUGAAUCACGCACUACCUUUUUGCAUAUGCAUAGCACCAUAUUGUCAUAUGAACUAAUACCACGAAUCAUACAUUGUAAUUUGAACAAGUGAUCAGUCGAUCUGUAACUACAUGUUUAGUUGCAUUAUCGACAACAUUAAUGGUAUGAUAUUUUGACUGCAAUGAUAUAACAAAUAUGUAAACAGUUAUUACAAAUAUAAACAUUUUCUAUAUUUACCUAGCUGUACCAAUCGAAAAAACUAUUUCCAUUUUAUGCGUCACAAUUUACAAUAUAUACACAUGCUAGGUUGAUUCUAUGGGAUUAGAAUUUAGUAUGUAGUAUUUCUGUGCAUUUUAUGCGUCACAAUUUUCUAUAUUUUAGUUGUUUGUUUGUUAUAACUUAGGAACUUCUAACUCGAAGGCGUAUCUAUUUGAUAUCUUAUAAAAAUUUGAUUCAGGAUUUCGUUUAUAUUUACCUAUGGGUCUAUGAUAAUGUUUAGACCCAAACGAUAUGGGCCCAUAAAUCGAAGAUGAUUGAUCUGUAUAUUAAAACGAAAGCUAUGCUACAGCCAAAAGGUUGAAGUCUAUAUAUAAAAGAGUGAACAAAUCAGUUUUAAGAAAUUUGAGAUAUAAUCGUAUAUUAUGUAUUCGGUAAUAUGGGUUAUACAUUAUGAUCUAUGUAUUAGAUUCUAAUAAUGUCGAUACCCGAAUCUCGUUUGCAUUCAGGAGAAUUCAAACAUAUGCGAAUAUUAGUAUUUUUUCAAUUUUAAAGUAUUUGUUUGUUAAUGUAUAUUUCCAUCUUAAUAGUUUUUUUACCUAAUACAUUUUAUAAUUCACUUUUUUAUCGAUGUCAUUCAAUAUUCAUAUAUACUAUGUGACUUUUAUGCGUUUAUAUAUGGAUACAAAUAUUUACAAAAUACAUAACUUAGCAUAAUUUAUUAAUAUUUUAUUUUCAAUUUUAAAAGUUUUAAAUAGUUUUGUAAUAUAAUUUUAUAUAUUAAAAAUAAUAGGAUAUUAUUUUAAAUAUAUAUGUAACUUUUCUCAUAAAAAUUUAUCGGUUCACUUUUUUGAAUAUUAAAUUACAUAUAUUCCUCAUAAUUAUACUGUAAUUGUUUCGUAAUUCUAAAUAGAUUAAAAUUAAAUUAAUCAUUUUCUUGCUUUUAGCUUGGUUUAGUUUGUUGGACUUAUAAUAUAUUUUUGUUAGAUUAUAUAUAGUUUGAUAUAUAUAUUAAUUUAGAAAAAUAUUGUCGGUUUAAAAUUGCAUAACUAUAUAAUAAUAUUAUAUGGCUGACUUAGUUAUGCCUUUUAUUUUGAGUAUAAGAAUCAUGAUGGUCACUUACUCAUUAUUUAAGUAUAUUGAGUUGUAUAUAUUCGUUUAAAAUGAAUCACAACUAUUGUUUUGUUCUAAUCAGAUUAAACUGAUUAAUUUUUAUUGUAUUUAUUUUAGUUUAAUUUUUAUAUUUGAAAGUAUAUUAUUUAUUUUUUAAAUAAAAUAUUUAUACUUUUUUGAAACUAUGUUUUAUGUAUAGAAACCUAUAUAUUUUAAAAAUCAUAGAUUUCUUCUUUUAUUUAUCUUGUGUUAUGAAAAUAUGAAAAAAAUUAAAAGUUGUUAUGAAUAUAUACUUAUAACUUAUAAUAUCUAUAUAUAAUUACUAAAUAUAGAUCACCUAGAUGAAUGCAUAUAUCUAGAUAUUAUAAGUAAAUAAAAUAAAAAUAUUAUUUAUAUACAUGCAUGAACACGGGAGACUCAACUAAAAGUAAAAGUAAUUUGUAUAUAUAUAUAUAUAUUACUUCUUAAUUUUUUGUAACUUAAAAAACUGAUCAAAAUUUAUUUGGCUAAAACAUUUACUUUAUAUUUUAAUUUGAUCGCACAUGUUUAUUAUAUAUUACUUUUAAAAAAUAUAUAAUCUGUUCAUGCUAUUUAAAAUACUUUUAUUUGGUUAAAAUUAUUUUAAUAGUGAUAAUAUUGUUUUAUCUUUUGAAAUAAGAAUCUAAAAUCUUUUGUGAAAUUAUAUAUAUAUAUCUCUGUAUUUUAAAGCUUAUAGAUAUUUUCCUUUCCUAUUUAUGCUGUUUUAUAAAAAUAUUAAGAAAAUUAAAAUCUGUUAUGUAUGUAAGAUCUAUGUAUUUUAUAUAUGUUUACAUUUUAUUAUUUAUUUUAUUGUUAAAAACUAAACCAUAAAUUAUAAUUAAAAUAUUUAGGAAAAAAAUAAAAUAAAAAUAGUUUAUGAUAAUUAUUAGUUCAUCAAAGUUAAUUUUGCAAUUAACUAUUAUGAGACCAACACGUAAAAAUUGACUUUUCAAAUAAUAUUAUAUAGAUAACCUAAAUAUUCUUUAUAUAUCGCGUAAUCUAAUAAAUAAUGUUUAUGUAUUUAUGAUUGAAUUUUUCUAAACAAAGUCAGCCUUUCUUUUUUCUUUAACCAAAAAAAAAACUUUUCUUUCAUCCGUACAGCAGUACCAUGCGUUACGGUUAAUAAUACCCAAACAUAAGUUUAAAUGCAUGGGAGUAAAUGAGAGACUUACUCUUCAAUAUAAUUUGUAUGCUUACAGAACAAUUUGGGUUAUUGUAAAUAAUACUUUUCUGUUUUAUAAAUUUGCCAUUAUGACAUUUUUUUCUUAUUAUAUAAAGAGGAUUAUUUUGAUAAUCUCAAUAUAAUAUAUAAUUGCUUUAGUUUUAAUAAUAAUUGUAAAAUAAAUUGAUACUACAAAUAAUUUAUCUAUCUCAAUUAAUAUUGGUUAAAUAGAUAUAACAAAUAAAAAGUAAAUGAAUUUAAAAAAAAAAGAGCAUGGUUGACUAUUAAAUGAAUUUAAAUAUUGGUCUAAUCUAUGUAGAAAAUGUUAAAGUUACACUCUUUAUGAGCAUGGUUGACUCAAUAAUUUUCUAGACUUUAGGGCAAUACAAAACUAAUACCCUUUAAACUUUGUUUUAAUGUUUAAUAAUCUUUUAAAAUAUUAUACAUAAUUUUUGAAAUAAUAUUGCGAUAAGAUUUAAAAUAUAUUCAUAUAAAAUAUUUUGGGCCUUUUAUUAUAUUUUUUAAAUAAAAGUACAGAUAAUUUCAAAUUUCAAAGUUUUAACUAUGUUGGAUUAGAUUCGAAAAUAUCACACCGUUUGUUCCUUAUUUAAACCGUUUUUUGUUCGUGAAACAGAAAAGAAUAUUAAUAAAAUAUUCAGAAUGGUUUAAGAAACUUAGUUUCUCCUAAUUAUUAAAUCAUGCUAACAUACUUUAUUUUCCCCAUGAUUAAAAACUACUUAUUUUUACAUGCUUCUUUCUCCUAAUUUUUUUUUUUUUUUCUGAAACACACUUCUUUCUCCUAAUUACAAACUACUUUUGCGUUCUUAACCACAAAGUACUGGAGCCUAAAUAAACUGAAAACCAUUAAAUAGCCAUUUAUCAGCAAAUCAAGUGUCUUGCAUGCAGCUUAACUUGUUCACUUUUUUCUUGCAUACGUGUUAAUAUAACAUUAGAUUCUCAUCACUUGUUUCCUUAACGUACUUUUUUCUGACAAAGGGCUUAAUCCUUAACGUAUAUUUUCACGUACUUUUAAACUAGACGGACAAUAUUUUGACAACUAGACUGUAGACGUUGAGAAUAACUGACUACAUUUUGACUUUUGAUUAAAGGCGAAAAGAAAAAGAAAUCGCUAACUAAAGAUUAAUAAUUAUUGUUUUCUUUAAAAACAAAAGAUUAAGAAUUAUUGCAAAAUAUAAUAUUUUAAAAGAAAAUGUUGAGUUUUAAUAAAUGACAGUGAUUAUUUUAUACAUGAAUAUAAGCAAAUAAAAAGUCGUGGAAACUAUUUAUAAGAUUCUUUGAAAAAUGAUUUAAGAGAUUGUCAAAAAUGGUAAAAAAAUAAUAUUAUCAUGUUCUAAAAUACGACAAAAUAUAUUAUUAUGAUGUUUUGUCAACUUUUAUUAUGAUAUUUGAACAUUAUUUUUAAAAUAAUAUGUUAUAAUUCACUGUGUAAAAAUUGUUAGUUAAAAUCAAGCAUUCAAUUUUUAAUCGAUGAUUAUUUAAUGAUGAUAAAUCUAAAUUUUGGAGUAAAAUAUUUUUCUUUUACAGAGAAACUUUUAAUAAUUAAUUAAUUACUAAUUUAGUUUACAAGAAAAUUUUAAAUAUAACUGAUGAAUAGUAUGAUUGAUAUUAUAUAUUUUUAAUAUUUUAAUUUUAUUCAUUAUAAUAACGACAAAAUUGUCGUUAAAUUGCUAUAUAACAUUACAUACUAAAUUUUUACAGGUAUUAUACUGAAAAACUAGUUUUCAAUAUUCGAACCGCGACAAAAAAUAUCUUUGACACGGUUUAUUGUCUUUAACGAUCAAAACAUUUAAGAAUGUACAACGCUUUUAACACGCAUAAUUUUCAUGCUAUACAACAAAAAGAUAUUGUAUAUUGACAAAAAAAAAAUUCAUAAAUUAAAUAAGUAGGUAAAAAUGUAAUUUUAUUCUUUAACGAUCAAAACAUUUAAGAAUGUACAACGCUUUUAACACGCAUAAUUUUUAUGCUAUACAACAAAAAGAUAUUGUAUAUUGAUAAAAAAAAUUUCAUAAAUUAAAUAAGUAGGUAAAAAUGUAAUUUCAUAAAUUAUAUAUCUAAAUGUUAUUCCACAAUUCAUUAAUCAAAUUAAAUGACGUUUUAUAUUCUACAUUAAACAAUAGUGACAUUUUUAUGGAGUAUUUUUUUGUUAUAGUGUGAAAUCGUUAAAACCUGAUCAAACAAUUAAACUGAGAGAGGUAUUUGUAUUUUCAACUCAUUCUUGUGGUUCCGUACGUGAAAAGACAAUAACAAACAGUUUUGCUUUACCAUGAGUUAUUAAGAAUCAACAGGUGCAUAUGUUCCUUUAAGUAAUUUUGUUGUUUGGAGAACAAAAUCUAUCUCCUAAUCUGCAUAAUAUUUUUAAUCAGGAAACCCGAAGAAUAUAGUUGUAUAUCAAAUCUUAGUUUAAGCUACAUUAUGUAAAUGUGAAGAUCUUUCAUCUCGGGAUACAACUUUAUUAUAGAAAUCAGAACUCUGAUUUUUUACUAUCGCGCAACUAUUCUUUACAGUCGUGGUUUCAAAAUUCCCCAUUUGCAUUUUGAAAUCCUUAAUCUUCCAAUUUCAUCCAACCAAACAACAUUUUAUCGUUUUCAUAGUUUAAAUAAUUAGUAUGACAGAAAAUUUUGAUUAUAUCACAUUAUUUUCUUAUAGAUUAACUUAACUGUAUAAUAACAUUUUUAUUUUACAUACAAUAUUCAGUAUUUUGUCCCUUUCUAACCCAAAUCCAAACGAGAUUUUUAAAAUCUUAUUGAAAAUCAAUCCUAAAUGAGAAACAAAAGAUCUUCAGAAAAAAAAAACAAUUGCAUAUAUUUUGUAGAACUAAAAAGAUAUAUAUUGGUAAAUAGCAUUAACUUUUGCUUACUUUAGUCUAGAUUUUUACAUAAAUUAGCACACGGUAUUUUGUUGUUGUAUCUCUUUUUUCUAAAUUAGUAAAACAAAAAAAUAUCAUUAUUAUUUCUUUCUAAAAUAAAUUACAUAUGCACCACUACAACAAUGCCAGAUGUUAUAUUAGCGUGUCUACUUUAGGCCGCCUUUAAAUUGAGUUUUCUGUAGCCUGAGUAGUUUAUACAGACUUGAAAAUACACAACAAAAAUAUACAAAGACUAGCAGAAUGACUUUUGCCCAAUCUCUCAACAACCAAAGCUCUGUCUUGAGAAUCAAUAUUAUGGUUGUUGAUGAUGAUCCUGUCUCCCGUGAAAUUGUGUCACGCAUGCUUGAAAGAUCCAAAUACAGAGAUCCAUCUAUGGAGAUCACAGUUAUAGCUGUAAGAGACGCAAGGGAAGCAUUGUCUACUCUUAAAAUCCAAAGAAACAACAUCGAUCUUAUAGUCACAGACUAUUACAUGCCUGGCAUGAAUGGUCUACAACUCAAACAACAAAUCACUCGACAAUUUGGCAACUUUCCGGUCAUAGUUAUGUCAUCGGACACCAACAAAGAACAAGAGAGUUUAGCUUGUGGAUCGGUGUGUUUCCUUCCAAAACCCAUCAAACCGACUGACCUACCAAAGAUCUACCAAGUUGCUUUUACUUAUAAGAGGAAGGGUAAGUCCAUAUCAAGGACCGAGCACAACCACAUGGAUACAAAUGUUAGCAUCCCUCAGCAAAUCCAGUUGCUUCCUGAACAAGCUAAUGUCUCAAAGACCAAGAAGAACAAGAAGUUCUCAUCUAAAUCAGAUUCACGAUCUGUGAACAGUUUCAAUGGAAGUUGUGAUAGUACAGAUGGUUCACGAAAAAAUCGAAAAAGAAAAUCAAACGGUGAUUUUGGUGAUGAUGAUGAGUCUUUGCCGCAGCCUUCCAAGAAGAGUAAGCUUUCGUGGUCGGACUACCUUCAUGACCUUUUCUUACAAGCUAUCCACCAUAUUGGUCUUGACAAGGCUGUGCCAAAGAAAAUUUUAGAGUUCAUGGACGUAUCAUACUUGACAAGAGAGAACGUUGCCAGCCAUUUACAGAAAUAUCGAAAUUUUUUGAGGAAAGUCGCGGAAAAUUCAGGCAUGUUGCAUGGAAGAGGCAUGGAGCCGUACCAUAGUAACUACACAACCUCUUCUUCUUGGUACGACACAGGUCUUAACAACAAAUCUAGCUAUUCCAAACCUAGACACGGUCUUGGACAGUCUAGGCUCUUAUCCAACACAUGUGAACCUGUCCGCUUCAACCAGAUGCCUUACAACCACAUGAACCGGUUAUCUACCUAUGAGCCGCACCGUACUGGAUCAAACUUGACCAUGCCCAUCAAAAGCAACCUCAGUUUUUCAACGCAGCCAUUGCAAAACGAAGGAAGUAGAAGCUUUCUUGAAGCAACCGUGACGGCGAACAAAACUGGCCAAACAUCUCAAGUUCUCGGGUUUGGACAACAUGGAAUGUCGGCUAUAAAUGGAAAUAAUUUCAACGACAACACGAUGAGCAGCUAUGCAAGUUCAACUUCUAAUCAACCAAGAAUUAACAGCCAUGGAAGUUCGACUCCUAAUCAACCAGGAUUGAGGAGCUAUGGAUGUUCGAUAUCUAAUCAACCAGGAAUGAGUAGCUAUGCAAGUGUAUCUCCUAAUCAACUAGGAAUGAGCAGCUAUGGAAGCUUAACUCCUUAUCAACGAGGAAUGAGCAGCCUUGGAAGCUUUACUCCUACUCAACCAGGAAUGAGUAGCCAUAGAAGCUUGACGCCUACUCAACAAGGAAUGAGUAGCUAUGGGAGUUUAUCUCCUAGUCAACCAGGAGUGAGUACUCAACCAGGAAUGAGCAGCAAGGGAAGCUUGACUCCUACUCAACGAGGAAUGAGUAGCUAUGGGAGUUUAACUUCUUAUCAACCAGCAUUGAGCACCCAUGGAAGUUUAUUUCCUAAUCAACCAGGAAUAAGCAGCCACACAAGCUUACCUCCUACUCAACCAGGAAUGAGUAGCUUUGGAAGUUUAACAACUAAUCAUUCAGGAAUGAGUAGCUACGAAAGUUUAACUCCUACUCAACCGGGGCCUAGCAAUAUCUCAUACGGAUUGCUCUUAAACAAUGAAAACACUGCAUAUAAGCCUCAACCACAUGCCUCUACAACUAUACAACUGGAUAAUCUCAGCAUGUAUGAUGACCUCGGCAAUAUUAACGAGAUUCCUUGCGAUUUAAGUAACUUUGACUUCGAUCAUGACAAGCAACAAGAAGAAGCAGUAUCUGCCAACAAAUUUGAGAUCCCUGCAAAUCUUGAGACUGAACUGAAUCAGACUUCCUCUCUUGAAGAAGAUGGUGACUGGACCUUUCUGAACAUAAGUCAGGGUCAUUUUAAUGAAAAAACAUCAAACACUUUUGCUGCUCCGGAGACGAAUGAUCCAACUUUCAACAAAAACCCUAAUCAUGCUCAGGAACAAGAUGUUCCAGAUUUUGAUUGGUCGUUGUUGGAUUUAGAGAACUUGGCUAAUGAGAACGACUUCAUGGACUCAAUGUUCACCAAUGACAACUCAAUGUUCACCAAUGACAUGAAUUGAAAAGGGUUCGAUCGAUCCAAGAUGUUCUCAACGGCAAUGUUCUCAACGGCAAUGCAAAGUAGUUUUUAAAGCAAAUAUAUAUAAAGAAUAAGAGGUUUAUAGAUGUAUGGUUUAUGUUUGUGUAACAUAUUUCUAAGUGUUGGAUAUUAUGUCUCUUUUUCUCAGCAAGUGUUAGAUAAUGUGAACUUUUCAAUAUAUAUAGUAAUCUAUAUGGU
Brassica napus (rape) is the source of this 10060-nucleotide messenger RNA. RefSeq names its product putative two-component response regulator ARR21. The transcript has 9 exons. The coding region runs from base 7497 to 9845 and encodes 782 amino acids. The record is from RefSeq and is a predicted model, not a curated record. Gene Ontology annotation, biological process: phosphorelay signal transduction system; cytokinin-activated signaling pathway. NCBI's taxonomy places the organism in Eukaryota, Viridiplantae, Streptophyta, Magnoliopsida, Brassicales, Brassicaceae. Gene Ontology annotation, molecular function: DNA binding.